Scylla paramamosain (green mud crab) is the source of this 10970-nucleotide messenger RNA. It is a transcript of the gene Nup358, whose product is annotated as E3 SUMO-protein ligase RanBP2-like. Bases 129 to 9839 code for a protein of 3236 amino acids. The transcript has 41 exons. Gene Ontology annotation, cellular component: cytoplasm; nuclear pore. Gene Ontology annotation, molecular function: GTPase activator activity; protein binding. Lineage: Eukaryota; Metazoa; Arthropoda; Malacostraca; Decapoda; Portunidae. Gene Ontology annotation, biological process: nucleocytoplasmic transport. The record is from RefSeq and is a predicted model, not a curated record.
CGUUAAGAAAUCGAGUCCGCCUUGUCAACACAGCGCGGCGCCUCGAGUGUGUUCCGCGUUUUGGGGAAUACUGCCAUUAUUAUGAAACUACCUUCCUUCACACACUGAGCAACGGACGGACAGUUACCAUGCUACGCUCCAAGAAGGAUGUGGAUCGCCAUGUGCGUGAUUUACUCAACAAAACCAAGACAGAAGACGAGCGUAAAGUUCGUGGGUACAACAUUGCCAGGCUCUACUACAACAUUGGGGAGUUUGGCAGCUCAGCACGCUACCUUGCUGAGUUUCUGAUGGUGCGGCCGAGGGCUGUGGAUGCCCACCGCCUGCUGGGACAGGUCCAGGAGGGGCUUGGCAACAAGGAGAAGGCAGUGCAGGCAUACAAGACAGCAUAUGAGCUCGGGGAGGGACAGAAGGACCUCCUGCUGAAGAUCUGCGAGCUGUACACUGAAGUUGAGGCCGACUCCUCCGUGCGGCUGUACUGGGCUGAGGAAGGCCAGCGCCACUACCCCCACCGGGAGAGUGUGGUCAAGCUGAGGGAGGUGCUGCUUUCUCGGGAUGGAACACAAUCACGGGAAGAACUGGAGAAACUUUACAUGGAGGAGAUCAAGGCCAGUCCAAUGGACGUGCGGCUACAGACCAACCUGCUGCGGCUGUACCGGGAGUGGGGGGCGGAUGACAGCUCCAUGCUCUGUGAGGCAUACCAGUAUGGCUGCCAGGUGGAGGCACGCAAGGCCUUCAGCGACUCCCUCCAGUGGUACCAGACUCUCCUGGAUGUGAUGCAGGCUUAUGAGGGCACCAAGGAUGUCAGUCAAGACAAAGAGUUUUACACCAACUACCUGUCAGCCCUGGAGCGCCUGGUGUACCUCACCCUGGCCUCCUGCAGCGAGUCGGCCCUCCUCUCACAGUCCACCCUGCAGGACGCCGUCACUCUCCUACACAAAUUUGAUCAAAGCCUCAAGUCACACCUGCAUGUGGUGGGGCAGAAGACCAUGUUUGGCCAGCUCAUGGUGGGCCAACUGUACUUACACAUGGCCAUCUUUCUAAUACACAAUGCCAAGAAGGAGGGGCUCACACAGGCCAACACCACCUCAGCUGCACUGCUCUUCCAUGCCUGCCGGUUCAGACCCCCAGAGAAAGCCAAGACAACAAAAGCCCGCGAGAAUUUUUGGUACAAGCUUGCCUGCCACAGAAUGUCCCAGGCAGCCCACGUCCUGCAGCACAUGGCCGGCGCAGGCAAUGAGAGGACAGCCUUCCUGGAUCGGGUGAAGCAGCAGUGUAGCAACAAGGAGGCACAGCUUAACAUUCACCAGUCUGUCUUCGGGGCAUCCUCAGGCUCCAACAAGGACAGUGAUGGAAGCUUCUUUCUCUCAGAUGAGGAGUUCAUCACAGCACCUCUACAGUACCCAGAAGUGGAACAGGUCAAGGAGUGGGACCAUGUGGUGGGCAUCAUGUACUGUGCCAGCCUGGGGGACCUGGUGUGGCUGUGUCUCCAGCAAGCGCCAGAGAACCUAAGGGAGCCACAGCCCUACUACUCCUUCUCGCUGUUUGAGGGCCUGCAGUUCUCCUCAGCCAGCGUCAACACCUGGGCCCCGGAGACAUUGUGCCACCUGGAUCUGCUGGCAUUCCUGGCAGCCACCGUGUACUGCCAGCGUGUGGCGGCCAAGGAGACUCAUGGGCCUCCACCCGUCAUGCUCCCCACCGUUCUCAGCCCCACACUGUGCACCCCAGAGCAGAGUGAGUGUUGGGGCGCUGCUCACACUCUAUUCAACAAUCGGGCGCACCACCGCCUUGGGAAGCUGCGUCUCACCCUCCAGCGUGGCCUUGAGGUCAUCCGGGCACAUGGCAACCACGGCAUUGACCUCCCCUUGAUGGCUCACCUGGCACAGUGCUUCACUAAUUGGGUGAGUGUGGCAGAGUCGGAUGGAAGUGCCAGCAGUGAAGUGGAAGCUCUGAGGGAACGGGCAGAGCAUUACUGGCAGCGGGUCCUCCUGUGUCUGCGCACCACCCGUAACAUCAUGAGUGUGGCACCACGGAACCCUCUGUUUGUGGCCCCAGGCAUGGAUCUCUCUAAGGAGGAGCGCAGUAAGGUGGAGGAGGAGGGCAAGUUCUUCCUGGCAAUGCGUCUGGUGCAGGCAGGGAAGCAGCAGGAUGCCAUUCAGGCCCUUGGGGAACUGAAGAGCCCAGAGGCAGCAUUCCAGAGGGCUAUGCUGUACAACGAGCAGGCACAGGCAGUGGUGAGCGAGGGUGGGGUGGAGUCAGCCACACCUGAGGCACGUGCCCAGCAGGCCUCCCUCCUCACCCAGGCCCGUGACACCCUCUACCUCACCCUGGACAGACUCCGCAUGCCAGGUGUGGAUCGAUACCAUCCACUCAACGCCAAGCUGAGCCAGCAGCUGGAGGACGUAGAGCGCCGCCUGUCCCUCCUUACCUCCGCUGGUCAGGGCGUACACCACCACCGCCACCACCACCACCAAGAGGACGACACUGAGUCCCUCUCUGACUCCUCCCACUCCCCCCAUGACCUGACCAAUGGACAUGACCCCACCUCCUCCCCCCACCUUGCUCUUCACUCCACCCCCAUGGCCAGACACUUCAGCACCUCCACGUCCUCCCCGCUCAAGUCCUCCUCCAGGGCGAUGAGACAGGAGGCAAGACCCAGCCCAGAGCGCCUGCAUGCCCAAGUGCAGGCACUGUCGAAGGUGCAGGAGACCACCCUGAGGAACAUGGAGGAGCAGAAUACCGCCCUCAAGGCACAGAAUGACGCGCUGCGGGACCUGUGCACCUCCAUGGCAGAUGGCUUCCGUGAGAACUCCUCUCUGUACCGGUCAAUGCUGGAGCAGAACCGGGCCAUCUCCCAGGACGCCUACACCUCUGUGCUGGGCGAGGUGCGGCAGAUGCAUGCCACCAUCAAGGAGAACCAGGCACAGCUGCGGUCCUUGGCUGCAGAUAUUGCCGACUUGAGGACCAUGCGGGCUGCCACGGCCACUCCACCCAAGCUCCCUGAGACUGCUGAGGUGAAGCAGGCUGAGGAGGUGCCCGUGGAUAUCCCAGCAGCUGUCGUGCCGCCUGGGUUGUACGGAGGCUAUGUGGGCUACUACAGCCAGCCCAGCCCUUUGAUGCCUACGCCAGGCCUCUUCGGUAACCCUCCAUUCUUCCCACCCUCCACCGUACCUGAGCAGACCUACAGCAUUGCAUCGUCAGUCAAUCAGGGGGCCGGCGUCACCACCAUAGCACAGGCGUCCACAGGCUCCAUCGCUAACCCAACACCAUGUUCUCCGGCCACCAUCUCCGUGCCAUCACCCUCAGCCACCUCCCUGGCCCACAGUCAUGCUGUAGGGUCCUGGAGUGUCUCUAGCAGUAUGGCAGGCAGCAACAGGACCCAGCAGACGUGCAGUGAUGUUCCCGCUCCCCCUCAUGCCUUCCAGAUUGCUAUGCCCCCUACAUCCAAUGCCCUUACACCCCCACCAAGGUCUUCUAUGCCAGGAGAGCUGCUGUCCCAUUCCCUCCCCUGCUCCACCACCGCUGGUCUCCUGGCCAAUGUACCUCCCCCACUCUACUCUGCGGUCACCCCAGACUCGUCCCCAGUUCGCGGACAGUCAAAUGUCAGAUCUCUGUCAUCGAAGUUGUCAACGGAAGGCAUGUCACCUGCUCCUAACAGUUUGGUAGCUCCUUCUACCACGGCAGGUUCCCAGGACACUAGCUCCCUCACUUUCCCAGGAGGCUUCAGGAGUGCUACAGCAGCUGCCCCAGAGACCAAGGUUUCCCCAGCCAAGGUGAGGGAGUCAGAGGAUGACAAUGAGUGCUACGUGGAGGACGACCAUGACCCGUGCCCAGACUACAAGCCCUUGGUACCCCUCCCAGAAAAGGUGGAAGUGCGCACUGGGGAGGAGGAUGAGCAGGUUCUGUUUGAGGAGCGUGCCCGACUGUUCCGUUUUGUGGAUAAGGAGUGGAAGGAGCGAGGGACAGGUGUCAUGAAGCUCCUGCACAACCCGGGACAGGAGUCUGCUCGGGUGCUCAUGAGGAGGGACCAGACAUACAAGAUCUGUGCCAACCACCUCAUCACAUCCAACAUUGACCUGCAGCCGUUGAAAGGCAAUGACAAAGUGUGGAUAUGGGCAGCACAAGACUAUGCCGAUGAGGAGCUGCGGACUGAGAAGUUCUGCUGCCGCUUCAAGACUCCUGAGGUGGCCAACAACUUCCGUGAUGCUUUCCUGAAGGCCAAGGCAAUCGCCAAGGCCAAGGAGGAGGCACCCAGCACAGUACAGCAGCCACAGUCAGCAGUCAGUAACACAGGCAGCGGCACAGCCUCCUCCCUGGCCAUGAUGUUCAAGCCAGCGCUGGGCUCCUGGAAGUGUGACAUGUGCCUGUUGACCAACAAGCAGGAGGCAGCCCAAUGUGUGGCCUGCACUUCCCCCAACCCCAACGCCAGCACUCCCGUCAAGGAAGAGUCCAACAAUGCUGCCGCAUCUCCAUUUGCCUCCUUCAAGUUCAGUCCCUCCUCCAUACCCGCUGAAGGGACAGCCUCUAUUGCCAGCCCUGCUGCAUCUUUUGGCUUCAAGUUCACAGGCACUCCUGCCACAGCAGCCACCACCACUGCUGCUGCCCUGCCCAAGACUGCAGCUUCCACUGUUGCUGCCACUCCCACAGCAGCAACCACCUCCACUCCCUUUGGCUUCAAGUUUACCCUGAAUGACACUGCAACCACGAGCCAGUCAGUCAGCAUUACAACACCCUCCUCCACCACCACCACCACCCCUGCUGCUCCCACCUCCUCUGCUGCCAACACCAGCAAGGAAUCGGGCAAGAUCUCCCUCAGUGGCUUCACCUUCACCACCACUCCUUCCCUUGUGGUGGAGAAGAAGCCUGAGGAACCUAAGGAGGAGAAGAAGGAGUUUGUGUUUGCUGGGUUCUCGUUUGGGUCAAGCAGCACUACUAGCGCCCCAUCGACAGGGUUCACCUUUGCCACUCCUUCAAACAGCACAGCGGGAAGUGGCAGUAUCUUUGGAGGAAUGUCCCCUUCAUUUGGCAGCCUGGCCUCCACCACCGCCACCACCACUCCCACUACUGCUGCGUCCAUGUUCACCACUAAGGCCUUUGAGCCGCAGCCAAGCAUGGCAGUGACAAAGUCCCCACAGAAGGAUGACAGUGAUGACCGUGUGGAAGAGUACGAGCCACAGGUGGACUUCCAGCCUGUGGUGCCUAUGCCUGACCUGGUGGAGAUCAAGACAGGCGAGGAGGGAGAGGAGGUGCUCUUCUGUGAGAGGUCCAAGCUGUUCCGGUUUGACAAGGACACCAAAGAGUGGAAGGAACGUGGGCUUGGAGACCUCAAGAUCCUGAAGAACAACACAAAUGGCAAGGUUCGUGUACUGAUGAGGCGGGAGUUGGUGCUGAAGGUGUGUGCCAACCACUUUAUCACGCCGGACCUCAAGCUGGCACCCAUGUCCUCAUCCGAUAGGGCCUGGAUCUGGGCCACACCGGACUUUGCCGACGAGGAGAUGCGAGAGGAACGUUUUGCUGCGCGCUUCAAGACAGUGGAGCAGGCAUUGGCAUUCAAGGAGGCAUUUGAGAAGGCCCAGAAGAUGGUGGAAGCUGCCCCUGCUGAGGAGACUGCUGAACCUGCCCCUGUUACCACCACUACUGCUGCUGCUGCCCCAUCCCUGGCGUCCCUCUUUGCUCCAGCUGCCGGAUCCUGGGAGUGCCAGGCGUGUUUUGUGCGUAACAAUGCUGCAGAUGCCUCCUGUGUGUCCUGCAGCACCCCAAGAGCCACACCGGGGUCAGAGAAGGCUGCAGCUUUGCCCAAGGAGCAGCCCAAGGCAACCUCCUCCCUAGCAGGCAUGUUCAGGCCACCAGAGGGGUCAUGGGAGUGUGAUCAGUGUCUGUUGAGGAACGAGGCCAAGUCUCAGGUAUGUGUGGCCUGUGGUAACUCAGCUCCUGGGGCAAAGGAUGCAGAAAACCAAGCCGUUGAUUUCUCGAAGGGUGCGUCACCAACAGCUGCCAGUACAUCCUCCGGCGCCUUGGCUCCUGGCACCUUCAAGUUUGGUGCAGAGAUCAGUCAGACAUUCACUUUUGGCGUCCCACAGAACCAGCCAGCCAGCACUGCAAGCUCCACAGCCCAGCCAGCAUUUACCUUUGGCCUCAACACUGCUGCCGACAACAUAGUCAAGCCAGCCACCUUCUCAUUUGGCAUCAACACCACCACAGACACUUCAGUUACUCCCAAGGACACUACCACCACAGCCAAACCUGCCCAACCAGCAUUCUCCUUUGGCUCAACCACCACUGCCACCACCAAACCAUUCUCCUUCACCUGGAAGCCACCAUCAUCAACCGGUGCCACGGUCACCUUCGCCCCAACACAGCCUGUGGCCAUCCCGUCCAGCCAGCACGUGGAGGCCACCACCCCUCAGUCUGGCACCACCCCCACCAAGGAGAACAAGGGGGGCUUUGUAUUUGGCAGCCCUGGGAAGUAUGAGUUCUCCUUUGCAGGUGUGAAGGCCAAGUCCCCACGCUCCAGGGACAUCAGCCUGUGUGAAUCUGAGGAGGGCGUGGUGGAGGAGGACGAAGGGGAUCAUCUCUACUUUGAGCCGGUGGUGCCCCUGCCAGACAAAGUGGAGGUAGUGACAGGGGAAGAGGAGGAGGAGGUGCUGUACAGUCACCGUGCCAAGCUAUUCCGCCUCACACAGGGAGAGUGGAAGGAGAGGGGCAUUGGAGACGUCAAGAUACUCCGUCAUGGCAUGACUGGCAAGAUCCGACUGCUGAUGCGGCGGGAGCAGGUGCACAAGCUCUGUCUCAACCACUAUUUGAUGAAGGACUUGGAGAUGCGGCACAAGGACGACAAGACCUUCUACUGGGCCGCCAUGGACCACUCCGAGGCCGACACACCCAAGGCAGAGACCUUCGCUAUCCGCUUCAAGACGCCAGAGAUUGCUACUGAGUUCUUCGAGGCGAUCCAGGAGGCCAAGGUCAGGCUGGGAGGCACUGCUACAGAACUUCCCAAACUGGACUCAACCUCCCCAGUGAAGAUAGAGAAGACUCCUUCGACCAGUGCCACACCAACACCCACCAAGGCGCCCCAGAGCAAUGUGGCGGUCAUAGCACAGGCAGACUCCUCCACACCAACCAUAAAGACAGAGCCAGCCAUGCCCACAGCUGGGUUCUUCUCCAGUGCUACAAAGUCCCUUUUUGGAGAUUCCACAGCCAGCAGCCCUGCAACACUCUUUGGCAGUACACCCACUACCACCACCACCACCACCACCACAUCCUCAUUCUUCAGGAGCACCCCAAACACUUCCUCCUUCACAUCCUCCUCCUUUGGGAACACCUCAGUCUUUGGCGGCCCCCCGGCGUUCAACGUGAAUGUCUCCACAAACUUUUCACUGCGUGGUUCCUUGCCCAUCAGCAUCCCAACAGGCUCCAUGACAUCAAAGUUCUCAUUGUUUGGAGGAGCCACCACCACUUCCAGUGUUCCCAGGAGUUCCUUCAGUUUUGGCGACAAGUUCUCCUCUGAGCCAGACACUAGCGAUGAGAUCCAUGUGGUGUAUGAGAAGAAGGCCACACCUGAGCAGAUAGAGCGUGCCAGAAAGCUUCUCCUGCCCAACAAUUUCUUCAUGUAUGAGGAUGCCUCGCCGUGCCCAGGCUGCCGGGGCUGUGAGAAUGACAGUGCAGGAGAAGACGAGGUAGUGAAGAUAACGGCCUCCACACCGGCGUUUGGUGGCUCCCCACUGAAGCCUAUGUUUGGCAGCACCCCGACCACCACUUCUGCCACCUUCGGCUCCCCAAGUAUAUUUGGCGGCAGUGCCACAUUCACCACCACCACCACCGCCUCCUCAUUCUUCACGGCCAAACCCUCCAUCUUCUCCAGCCCAGGCUUCUUUGGCAGCGGCACUCCCCCAACCACCACCACCCCAAGCAUAUUUGGUGGAAGCACCACUGCUAGUAUAUUUGGAGGAAGCCCAGCAGCCUCCUCCACUCCAGGUUUACUGUUUGGAGGCUCCACUACCACCACCACCACCACUGCUUCCUCCACUCCAACAAUAUUUGGUGGUGCAUCUUCCUCCACUCCAUCCACCACCAGCACACCAAGUCUGUUCAGUAACUUUUCUGCCAGCACUUCCACACCUCCUGCCAGCAUGUUCAGUGCGUCAGUCUCCUCCAACAAGCUCUUCGGCACCUCCACCAGUGCCCCCACCCCAGGGUUCUUCACAGCCUCCCUCGCCGCAGCCAACGCUGCCGCCGCUAGUGCUGCCGCCGCCAACGCCACCUCCACCCCCUCCAGUAUCUUUGCCUCCCCUCUAGCAAGCAGUCAGGGCUCUGGUACUGGACCUUUUGGUGGUAAGGGAACCAUCAGUGCAAUGCUCCAGUCCACUCAGUCUGCACCUUCCACCACACCCACCGCUAGUCCACUCUUUGGUGGCGGAGGAACCCUGUUUUCCACCCCUAAGGAGGGCGGGUCGCAGAUCAGCUUUGCAGAUCUUGCUGAUUCAGCUGGGGACGCAUUCAGCAAGAAAUCCUUGGACCCCAAGGCAGCAGCAGUGUGGGCCAGCCAUGGACAGCCUGUGUUUGGUGCCAAGGCCUCCCCAAAGAAAGGAAGUGAUGGGGAGGAGGAUCUUGAUGAGAGUGGGGAGGCGCACGAUCCACACUUUGAGCCUGUGGUACCAUUGCCCGACCUGGUGGAGGUCAAGACGGGAGAGGAGAACCUGGAGGUGGUGUUCUGCAACCGUGCCAAGCUGUACCGCUAUGACGGCCCCACCAAGCAAUGGAAGGAGAGGGGCAUUGGGGACUUCAAGAUCCUGCACGACCCAGUCACUGCUAAAUACCGGCUGCUGCAGAGGAGGGAGCAGGUCCACAAGCUGUGCUGCAACCACUACCUCACCACCCAGCUGGAGCUCCACCCACUGCAGUCAUCGGAGACAGCCUGGUGCUGGUAUGCCAUAGACUUCUCAGAGAAGCCGGAGGGAGUCAAGGAGCAGCUUGCUGUCAAGUUCAAGACCGUGGAAUUGGCCAAGGAGUUUAAGACCAAGUUUGAGGAUUGCCAGGAGCAGCUGAGGAGAAACCAGGCAGCUGCUGACUCCUCCUCCACCAGCACCUCCGCCGUGGUGGUGCUGCCCCUCACCACCGCCACACAGCAGCACCAUGACGAGGAGGAGGACGCUGAGAAUGAGGAUGAUGACGAGGAGGGCGAUGAAGAGGUAGAAGAGGAGGAAGAGGAAGAUGAUGAGGCAGAUACUGAAGAUGAAGACGAAGAAGAAGAUGAGGACGAUGAUGACGACGACGAUGAUGAUACCUCUGUCAUGUUCACUGAGCGUUGUUCACUGUCCAAGAAGGAGAAGGACCACUGGAGGUUGAUGGGUGUGGGGCAGCUGACCAUGAGGUAUGAUGAUGAUGUGUUUGGGGCACGCAUCACCGUCACCAGUGACUCCGGGGAUGUCCUUGCUGAGCACAUCAUUGCCAUCCAGACAACCAUGCACCAGGAGGGCCAGAGUGCCACCUGGAGUGUGCUCAACCUCAGGCCAGAACCACAAGGACCGUCUACCUUCAAGGCCACAUUCUACUCACAAGAGGCCAUUGAUAUGUUUGCUAAGUCCUUCGUGGAGGCCAAGGAGUAUGCAGAGAAUUCUAACCUAGCAGAGGAGCCUGGGCUGGUGCUGGGGGAGGUGGCUGCCGCUGACCUUUACUACGGCCAGGGGGCAGACAAAGCGGCCAGUCAGGGUGGUGGUGGCGAGGGGACAUGGACUUAUAGCAUUGACCAGUUGACCUCUUGUGACCCUGCCCUCACACAUGAACUUAUAGCCUCACUGAAAGAGCACUUCCAGAUACCCCCCAACCCCCAAAACAAAGACUAAGCUGUGAAUGGGACAACGCACAGGAUAAGCAGGAGAGGCAAGGGAGGUAGUGAGAACCAAGAACAAGAAUAAGAUCGAAAAACAUCUACUGCUGUUCACCCUCCCUUGCCUCAUCCCUCCAUCCACUUGCUCUACAUGGGCAUACCCUUCCACUUCCUCAGUAAACUUGAUCACAGAAGGGAAACUUAAUCUUCUCCCUUUCUGAAGAUUCCUGGAGUGUCUGUCCAUUGUUGUGUCUUCUCUCACUCCCUUCUUCCCGAGCUGCUGUUUCUUCCUCAAAGCUGUGAUUGAGCUGUGACUGUGCAUGAGGUCUUGGUUGUUAUUGUGUCUUUCCCAAUUUUAGUGGAUUAACAAUUAAGUUGCUCAGUUGAAGCUUUCAUGGUUUGCUCUUCCAUUUGCAGUAGCACAGUUAUUGCUCAUGUGAUACUUUUUUAUCCACUUUCCCUCUCUCCGUCAUGUGUAUGGUGUCUUGUGUAUACGUGUGUGUGUGUGUGUGUGUGUGUGUGUGUGUGUGUGAGAGAGAGAGAGAGAGAGACUGUCAGGAGACCAGUAGUGCUCCUGCAGUCAGUCUUCAUCUGUCCAAAAUGUUCCUGUGUAACAAUGAAUUAUUUUUUAAUUGAGCCGAGCAUCAGGCAGUUAUCUUCCUGGUCUUUUUAUUUCUUCUUGGCAACUGUUUUCCUGCAUCGUUUUCUGGUGUAUUUUAUUGCUCUUACUAUUUUUGGUACAAAUGCAACUUGGGCCAAAGUUUGUUUGGGUUUCUGCUAGACAAUAUUUUGGAUUUCAUGCUGCUGUGAGUUAUGGUUUCUUUUAAUAAAAUGUAGGCUAGGUUUAGAGAAACUCGAUAAUGAUCAGGAGUAAUGGUGUGUCUAGAGUUCAUGAUUUGUUUUGAGAAGAGAAAAGACGAUAUUGUGUGUUGAUAAUUUUUAAAGAAGUACAUGUAUUUUAUUAGGUUAGUUUACCAUGUAACAUCCAGGACCAUUAUAUCCUUAAAUUAAGAUGUAAGAUAUACUAAUGGGGGGGCGGUCUGAUGGAAUGUGAGGGGGAGAUAAUGAUGUGAAGGAAGGCGAUAAAAGAAGGAAGAUCUUGUGUUUAUUUUAUGUUGAGUAUUAAAAAUAAACUUUUCUUUAGGAA